GAAUUUGCCUUGGGGUGCUCAUAAACAGCGGCAUUUCUCAUAGGUGACUGUACCAUGUGACUGCUAAGCAAAGUGCUUUAAAGAGCGGCUCGACCUGUUGAGAGGCAUCACAGGUAAUCACAGGUCGUCAGACGAGUGUGAGAAAGUGCUGUUUAGAUUCUCACCGCUGCACUGGGAGACGGACGCGGGGUGCGGGAUACCUAUGACACGUGAAACGAUCUGCAGCUUUUCCAAUGGCGAGCAGAGGCAGCUUCACCAGUUCGGAGUUCUCAGAGGAGGAACUGGAGGUGAGUCUUCAAGAACCCGAGGAGCUGGACAGCAGCCCCGGCUGUUGUUACCCCAGCAGCACCCUAAGCGAGCCAGAGGAGCGCCAGGCCAAGAAGCGCAACAGGCCGGUGCGCUCCAAAGCCCGCAGGGUGGCGGCCAACGUGAGAGAGAGGAAACGCAUCUUGGAUUAUAACCAGGCCUUCAACGCGCUCCGGGUGGCAUUACAACAUGACCUCAGCGGAAAACGACUGUCCAAGAUCGCCACGCUCCAGAGAGCCAUCAAUCGAAUCUCCGCUUUAUCCGUCUACCUCACCAACAACCCACCAGCUGAUGUGAUGAAACCCUGCAGCCACCUCGAGUGUCAGCCCGGUGGCCUGUGGUCGGAGACGGAACCGUCUCCCCCUUUCCGACUGGAGACCCAGAACUUCCUCUCCUGGCACCAGCCACUCGCCCAUCAUAUCCAAACCCCCCUGCACAGGCUGUCUUCAGAACAACAUGUUUUCAUGGACACUCAAAGACAUACAGGCCCUGCUUGUCCUCCGUCCCCUCACUACCCCUGUUUCUCUCCUGACGGCCAGCUCUACCCAAACGGACACUGCCGGACCCCUCCUAGCGAUACGGCAAGCCCACCCAGGUAUGGGAGACUGAGUGACGCUGGGGGUUAUCAGGCGGGAAUUUGGGGCUCUUGUGGCCCUAGUUAUGUGGACAGUUUUGGGGAACCACUUCAGACGCUCCCGGUGCCCUGGCACAUGAGUUACCUGCAGGACGCCGGCCCUCAGAACUGUCAGAACACACUCUGAUGGACGCACACAUACAGUAAACGAGAUCCCCAGGAAAAUGACUCAAACCCAUCACAGACUGAAGCACUUGGACAUCACUGCAAGCAUUCUGCAAAACUCUGCUAGGAGGUGGAAAAACACUGUAUUUGUAGAUAUUGUGAAUGUAAUUUGAAUUUGUAAUACAUAAUAGAGGAGCAAAUAUAUUAGAACACAAAGGAAUUCCGUGUUUUUAGAGUAUUAUUAACCAUGAUGCAUUGAUAAGCUGAAAGAUGAUUCAAAAGGUCUCUUAAGACUUGUUUGUCAAAAAUCAUUGGUGAUUUUAAUAAGACUUGAAAUAAAAUCUUAA
Triplophysa rosa is the source of this 1392-nucleotide messenger RNA. RefSeq names its product basic helix-loop-helix family, member a9 (gene bhlha9). Lineage: Eukaryota; Metazoa; Chordata; Actinopteri; Cypriniformes; Nemacheilidae. The record is from RefSeq and is a predicted model, not a curated record. Bases 234 to 1067 code for a protein of 277 amino acids. Gene Ontology annotation, biological process: regulation of transcription by RNA polymerase II; developmental process. The transcript has a single exon. Gene Ontology annotation, molecular function: protein dimerization activity; DNA-binding transcription factor activity, RNA polymerase II-specific; RNA polymerase II transcription regulatory region sequence-specific DNA binding.